AUGGCCUCCGUCCUCGCCAUCGGGUUCGGCGUUGCUACUGCAGCUUUUUUGGGUCGUGCUGGUCUCGUUGCUUAUCGCCGAUCUAGAGGAAGUGUAAACAGCAUGGGAAAAGCAUUUUACAAGGGAGGAUUCGAACCGCGCAUGAAUAGACGCGAGGCGUCGCUCAUCUUGGAACUUUCUGAACGAAACUUGAACAAAGACAAAAUCCGCACAAACCAUCGCAAACUCAUGCUGCUCAACCAUCCGGACCGUGGAGGAAGCCCGUACCUUGCCUCCAAGAUCAACGAAGCGAAAGAACUCCUCGAAAGGAGUUAG
This is a messenger RNA of Histoplasma capsulatum G186AR, 315 nucleotides long. RefSeq names its product mitochondrial import inner membrane translocase subunit tim-14. Lineage: Eukaryota; Fungi; Ascomycota; Eurotiomycetes; Onygenales; Ajellomycetaceae. The transcript has 3 exons. Gene Ontology annotation, biological process: protein import into mitochondrial matrix. Gene Ontology annotation, molecular function: ATPase activator activity. Gene Ontology annotation, cellular component: PAM complex, Tim23 associated import motor. The coding region runs from base 1 to 315 and encodes 104 amino acids. The record is from RefSeq and is a predicted model, not a curated record.